This is a messenger RNA of Cryptotermes secundus, 6610 nucleotides long. RefSeq lists its product as uncharacterized. The transcript has 11 exons. Bases 601 to 4761 code for a protein of 1386 amino acids. The record is from RefSeq and is a predicted model, not a curated record. NCBI's taxonomy places the organism in Eukaryota, Metazoa, Arthropoda, Insecta, Blattodea, Kalotermitidae.
UCCGAGGCAGCAAGCCAGAGCUUUCCUAACUAGUCUUCAAGGUUGCUGCAGUUCAACGCGGUUACGGUGUUCAGUUUUUUCUUUUAGUUUAUAAACAAAAUUCCAGAUGGAAUUCAGUUGCAAUGGAGCACUGAAUGAAAAGGGCGCUGGUGUUAAAACUUUGACGUGUUUCUGAGUUACUCUUUCGUGUGCAAGCUGUGAAUGGUUUGAAAAGUGACAGUGUAUAUGUGAACUGUUUGCGUGUAUUUGUGCUGGGAAAAAUAUGGAUAUUAACUUUGUGAAUAGAAUGAAGAUUCAAAAGGAGGAGAAUUGGUGGUGAGAAGCAAGGCUGCUGUAGGCGACAUCUCCACAGGAACAAAUAGAAGUCGUCUGUAAUGGAAGCCACCAAUGUCGCAAUUCCGAUAAUCUUUCAGGGAGCGUGCGUUGGAGAAACGGCGCGCUACAAAUGUGAUAAGAAGUGAACAUCACUGCGACCCAGCAACACCACAGGGCAGCUUACGACAAUAAUGACACCUUAACAGAAAAUAAAGCCAUUGGCAGACGUAGUUCUCGUGACGAUGUCUCCGCGACGGGAAACAUCUGUCGAGACACCCUGCUGAUAUGAAAGAGAGCAUGUCAGCCCCUGCAACAACACCCUCGGAGCAACCCCCUCCCCCUGCACCCCCGCUUGAAAUCACUGCCUCAAUUAUCACAACCAGCAGCCAGGAUAUUAUCUCAUCCGAGUCAGUGGUUCAGAGUUCCCAUAAGUUGGACGAUGGUGAUGAUGGAUCUCCAAUGCCCCCAGCACUGCCCCCAAGGCCCCCGCCUCGACCAAGACAAUCACAGGGACGAGCGGCAGGGGCUGCGGCCCUCGCUCAACUUGCAUCAGCUGACCAACUGGAGGAAUUAGCCCCUGGACUGCAACAGCAGAUUAGAGCUAGAGUGUUGCGGCGGUCCUGCUGGCUCCGGAAAUAUGUUUUUCUGUGUACUGCGUGUGGCGGCCUGGCGGUGCUGUUAGGGGCUCUGUUUCUCACUGUGUACUUCAUGCUGCGUUCCUACACUUCUUCGUUGAACUACUUCGAGACGGUGCCCACCUAUGUUCCUGCUGCUAUGCUGAUAGUGACGGGUCUGAUUGUGAUGUGUUUGGCUGGAAGAAGAAACCGUUAUGGGUACCUGAUCAAAUUGUGUGGUGGAUGCUGUCUAGCCUGUGCAGUGCUUUGUGUGAUUGUCACUAUCUCCACGACAGUUAUCCACAUGAACAGAUUGCAGAUGCUGAGAGAGUGUGUCUACACGAGGAUGACACAAACUUGCACUUGUUACCCUGUACCAAUCGAUACCACACCAACGGCAAGAGCUACUUCAGACAUUGUCCAUUAUGUAUUCAACUCGACUCCAGACUGUGAGGUGAUUCAUGGUGCCCUUUACUCUUGCCUUCGUGCUAUGUUUGGUCUGUCAGUCAUUGGAAUUCUUGUCUGUAUUUUCUCCUGUAUGCUGAUAUACCAGCUGCUAAGACAUGAGAAGAAGAAAAUGUAUUGGGAACAGCUGGAGAUGAGAUGCCGAUACCUGUAUCGUCAGCAACGAAAUCCACAUCACUGCACUUGUUGUGAUGACUGCCGAUAUCCUCCUCCACAUCAGCUCUUUCCCUGGGAAGUCAUGGAUGACAGAUACUGGAUGCCUGGCAGAGUUGGUAACUUGUACUCUCCAAAUCCUGGGGAGGAUACUGGUGCUGUGAACAUGGGGGCACAGAGGUUACGAGGCCAGGAACGUUCAACAUCAGGAUGGAGCUGGCGGAGACUGCCAUGGUCACGGGGACCUAGCACUAAUACUGGACCAAAUUCUGACCACUCUCAUAGAGAGGUGCCAGGAAGUGGUGUACAGAAUUAUCGGCAUGCAACCAGCAGUCCUGACAGCCAAUAUGGAUUCAGCAGCCAUCCAGCACCUGUAGAAGGUACUUCCCCACCUGUUUCUGCUAUUGUGGACAGCAAUCCUAACUCAUACAACAGAGAUUCUCAUGCAGGCCCAGUUAUGUCUCAGCCACCAGGUGGCUUUACUGGACCAAGAUCUUUGGGGCCAUUUGUAACUGAAGGAAGUGUGAAGGCCAUUCAGCAGCCACAGGGCUAUGCCCAGCAAUACUACAUGUGGGGUCCACCUCCUCCAUAUUCCAACCCUCAUUCUGGGAGCAAUUCACAAUGUAAUAGUCCUGCUAGACGGGAACCUAUUCUGAACUUACUUCAGGGACAUCCAGGACCAAUGGGCAAUGCUGUAACUGGAAGUCCAUCUCGGUUACAUUACCAACAUCACCAUCAUUUACACCAUCAUCACCAUCAUUGUCAAAUGAAUCAGCAAGGCUCUAAUAGGGGUGUUCCAGUGGCUGCAGAGGAUCAAAGUGUGAUGUCAGGACAAGGUGGUCUAGUGAAGAACUUACAAAGGUACCGUGGGGGUGUGAGGAGACUGCAGGAUCAGAGAAGGUUUGAUGAAUUAUCAUCUUCAUCGGGCGAUGGUAUUAUCAAUGUCAGUGAUGGUGAUAAAAGUGUGAUAGUUGAGAACUAUGUGAAUACAAGUGAAGCUGAAAUGGGAACAUCAGGUGAUGUUACAACAAGUGAAAACAAUACAGAUUCUUCUAUUAGCAAAGACAGAAUUAGUAACACAUUACCAGCAAGGAAGACUAAGAAGCGCAUUGAUAUAUCUUCAGUAAAAUCUGUAGCAAAUAUUCCUUUUUCUUCAGAACAUCAACUUGGAAGUCAGAAAUCAUCACCAAGUCAUUUUAGUAGUGGAAAUAAUGUAAAUACUAAUAGUGGUAAUGGUAGUGGUAAUGGUGGAAAUAGUGGUGCUGGAAAUGGUGGUGGGGGUUUUACUAGGACAAAUGUUCAAGUUUUAUUUGGGCAGCAAAUUUCAGACCAUUAUCAUGGUUGUAGCCAUGAUGAUGAGUUGUCAGCAGAAGAAAUACAGUUGGUAGCAGAGAAGUAUCCUCAUUCACUGCCGUCAAGUUCAGCAAUAGUGAGGGGAAAAGAUGGGACAGUUAGUGGUGCUCCAGCUGGCAGCAUGUCCCCUAGUAUGAGGUACAUGUCACAACUUCAAGGUGUAUCGAAUGCAGCCUUUCAAGGACAAGAAGCCCUCGAGCUUCAGGAACAGCAGGGGCAGAUUCCAUGUAGCAAAAAUGAACCAACAGAAUCUGAAGUUUAUUUUGCAGAUGUAUCCUCUUGCUGUAAUGUUUCAGUAAGAAAUGAUGGAUCGCUGUAUGAUGAGGCUCUUGACCCACAAAAGCACAGACUGAUGAUGUUAAAUCAGGGAGAAGAGCUAGGCAUUCCAGCAUCUGGUGGGCAUUUGCAGAGAUUACCAGAAUCUUACCAGAUGCAUCAUCAUCACAGACGACUCCUUCAGGCAGAACUUACACAUCCUUCAGGAAGCCGUCAUCAAUUCCAAAGACAUCCUCUGCAGGAAGGUGUAAUCAUGACAGAUAAAGGCCAUCAGAAUCACUGUAGACUGAAAUCGGAAGGUAGUGCAUUAACGAUAGGUUGUGAGGAACAGGAGCUUACUAGUAAUUGUUUUAGCUAUCAGAGACAAUCAUCAACCCGAAACCGUUUACCAUUUCCUUUACCACACCAUCGUCUAUCAGAGCAAGAUUCUUCAAUAGUUGAAGAAGAUUUGCAGGAAGGUAUAGGAUGUAAAAAUGUAGUAACUAGUAAUAGGGAAUUUAUAGAUGCUGAAAGCAUGAGAAAAUUGUGUGUGUCAAAUAAUGGAAGAUCUGAUAUUCCAAAAGAUCUUUCACAGCAAAGUUUAUCUAUGUCAAGCAACAGCAGUGCCACACCAACAGCAGAGAAUAAUGAUGUAGCUUUUGUGUCACCCAUGUCAGUUUCUACUUCUUCACCUGGUAGUUUCCCAACAGAAGAACUUGAGAAUUGUGGAAGUUACUAUGACAAUCAUAACAAUUCAUCAGAAGUUGGUAGUUCUUCAGAAUCUACAUCUGCAGUAUGUAGCCCAAUGAGUUCAUCAGGAAAUGAUGUGUUUGGAUCACCUUCUCAUGGUUACCCAUCCCCUCAAAAGAUACCUUAUGAUCAGGGUUCUGCCAUUCAACAGGCAAGUAGGUUGCAUCAUAUGCAGCAGAGAAAUAAUAUUAACUACCAUGAAGCAUCAACUACAGACUUUGUUCAGCUUCAUGGUGUAGAGCAGCAUUUUCUUGCACCAGAUGCACAGUACGAGACAAUACCUCAGCAGCAACCACAAAAUAUUGUACAAAAUCCCCAGGCUUACCAGCGUCACAUACAUCAACAAAAUUUUCCUCCAAUACAGCGGGAAGACUUCAAUGGGAACACACCCACAAACAGUCCAGGAAAAACUAGCCUCUCCUCUACUCGACAAGGAGGUAUGAUAGCUCCAUCAGCAGCACUGAGCACUGGAGGAAAUGUCACUUCUCCAGCAAGACGACGACUGAACCUCCCACUGCAUGUAACAUCUGCUGUCAGUGGGAAUGCGAACGUUAUUAGCACUUCAAACAAUAACAGCAUUGUUGAAAGCCUUUAUCACACUGCAACAAGCACUGAGGGGGAGGAGUCAGAAUCACAUCAGCCACAGUCAUCAUCUAACUGUUACAGUGAUGCAACAAUGGAUUCUGGUUGCCAUAGCGGUUCUGAGUUUGCAACAAGGCGGCGAGGUGGUAGUUCUAGGACUUCAGGACGAGGAGGGACCAAUAAGGAACAUUCCAGGGCACUGGGAACAAGGACUGAUGAAAAUGAACACGAGGAGGAAGUGACAGUGGCUACCAUGAGAUCUGUUAAUGUGUGAGCAGCAUGUGACCAACCUUUAUUGCUUUCAUAUGUCCAAUCCUUGGAAAGAUUGGUCAGUUUAUCAGUUUUAUUAUUAAAAUAUAUUGUAUAAAUGGAUUGAUCCAGUCAUUAUCCCUUUUAAACCCUCUUAUGUUUGUGAUAAGAUUGUUAGAUGUGCAUCUUUUUAUUAGAAUAAGCAUUCAGUUACACAUAAUAGGAUGCCCACCAACUUGUUCCCAUAUUGUGUAUGUAAAGUGAUAUUGUAAAAAUGGUAUAUAAUACUUAGUUUCCUUGUGGUGCAAAGCAGGGACUUUAACUGAACUGAUAUGAAAUUAAAAGAAACCUGUUUUUAUUUUUAUUUCCUCUGUCCUUCCCACACCAACUCACUGUUUCAAAACUGAAUAUAUGUUUCUGUCUGUCAGAGUCUGUACAAAUACUGUAACUUGUUCAAGGGUAAUAUCUGAUGAUAAGAAAGAAUAGGCAAAAUAUUUACCAGAGCAAGAGGUUAUACAUAACAUGUUCAAAGAGUAAUACUGGAUAUUUAAUUAAUUUUUUUUUUUUAAUUUUGUGGGUGGGAUGAGACCAAGUCCAUAGGCACUGCAGCCUGCAUUGGGCCUAGCCUUCUGGCUCCUGAUGGUAAUAGAUGUAUGGAGCAUUGAUGGAAAGACGAUUGUCAAGAGAAUUCAAGUGCUUGAAAAAGAGGCCAUCACAUGGACCACAAUGGGAUUGGACCCAGGCCUCUGCAUCCAGGGGCCAGCAUCUGACCACUUGAGAUAUGGCAUAACCUCUUUAAUUGGCACUAAAAUUAUCCAGUUAAUGAAAGGGCAGAGCCAGGUAUUUUCUUCCAACUGUGAAGUUUUAAAACUGUAUGGGUAUAAUACCACUGAGAAAAGUUGUCAAACGUCUGGAAUUAAAACUAAUGAUGUGCUUGACAAUAUUUUAAAUCGAUCUGUACUGAUUUAAAGCUUACUUAAGAUCGUUACUGCUGAGUAGGGUAAGCCACAUCCUUUUUCCCAUCUCUUCUGAAUCAAAAGCUCAGUCUGAAUAGCUAUAAAAGCCAUCACAUCCAGAAAUAUUGUUUGUUACCGAAGUCCAAUUUGCUUCCUUCACCAAACUAGGUUAUUUUUAUAUUGAUAUAAGGAAUGGAUUGCUUUACUGCUGCCUACAACUUUUGUAUGAAAACUUUUUGACUUUUACGUUAGAAUGAUUUGUAUAAGUUUGAAGAUAGAGUGGAAUGUAAGGUGGUAGUUCAAAUAUUCUGAUGGAGGCCAAGACUGAAUAAACUAAGAAUGAAAUUGUUUGAGCAGUUUUACUAUUGGUCACCACUAUUAAAUAUGUUGAAAAUCCAGUUAGAUUGAGGCAACAGUAUCUUGGGUACGGUUGUACAUAUUGGCAGACGCUAAUUAGUACUCUGUUUUCUAUUUUAAAUGACCAUAAAAGUUAAAUCCGAGCACCCAGACCUGGCAUGUUCACUGACCCCUACUCCUCAAUAAAAUCCUGGGUUGAAUGUGAGAGAUUAUGAGAUUAAGAAUACUGCACUCAGUGUGUUACAGAUAUUCAAGCAAAGGAACCCUGAAGAAAUGCUGGAAAUAUGAAACAUAUGUAUUUUUUAAGAAUAUAACUUUCCAAAAUAUGUAUACUAAAGACAAUAAUUUUGAAGUGGGUAGUAUACUUUGAAAGAGUCACUCUGAUAUUUAUUUUUCUGACUAUUGAGCUUAUAGAAAUACAGAAAGCUCCAUUCAGACAUCACUGUAUUUUUGCAUAAAAGCAGCUGCUAACUAACUGAAGUGGCAAGGCCAUGCCAUAGCUCAAGCGGUUAGUUGCUGGCUUCCCAAAGUCAUGGCCCGGGUCUGAUCAAGUGGGAUUUG